This is a messenger RNA of Aspergillus saccharolyticus JOP 1030-1, 753 nucleotides long. Its product is annotated as kinase-like protein. The record is from RefSeq and is a predicted model, not a curated record. NCBI's taxonomy places the organism in Eukaryota, Fungi, Ascomycota, Eurotiomycetes, Eurotiales, Aspergillaceae. Gene Ontology annotation, biological process: protein phosphorylation. Bases 1 to 753 code for a protein of 250 amino acids. The transcript has 2 exons. Gene Ontology annotation, molecular function: protein kinase activity; ATP binding.
AUGCAACACGGGAACCUGCGCGAGUAUAUCCGCAGAAACCCAACACAACUGAACGACCAAGUUCGAGGAAGCUGGGUUCGAAAUAGCGUCAGCGCAGUGGCAUUUAUUCACGAGCACUCCGUAAUCCAUGGCGAAAUGAGCGCCCGCAACUUUCUCGUCGCAGACGAUCUCUCGCUCAAACUGUGCGACUUUGUGGGUUCGGAAAUUGGCAGCGACAAGCCUCCGCUGAUCACCGAGGAAGACCGGUACCGGAAAUCACCCAAUUUACCGCGGUCAGUCCAGACAGACCUGUUUGCGCUGGGCUGUCUUAUGUACGAGAUUAUGGUGGGGAAGCGGCCGUAUAAAGAGGAUGAUCAUGAGGAUUGGGAGAAUAUUGCGGAAAAAUAUGAGCGUGGGGUGUUUUCUUGUCUUCGGGGGUUUAAACUGCUCGGCCGUACCAUGUGGGACGUGAUUACCGAGGCCCAGAUAAUGAGGUUCUGGCCGCAGUUUGUUCAGAACCACGAGGACGGCUCUACCUUCCCGGUGGAUCCCAUCCAGCUCUUUCUGGGGAAUUGUGAUGUGAGUCAAGUUACAGCUGCCCUGUCGCAUCUUUUACGCAGUCCGCUGAGUGCAUCUCAUAACCCCAAUACCGGAGACGCGUGGUGGCGACUGCCGGUGACCUACCUUACCACGCCCACGGAUCAUUCAAUGCCUCGGGUCCACCAGGAAUAUUAUGCUGAAGCAUGUCAAGGAGGAGGAUGGGUCAAAGAUUAA